This is a messenger RNA of Chanos chanos (milkfish), 1749 nucleotides long. RefSeq names its product peptidase M20 domain-containing protein 2-like. The transcript has 7 exons. Gene Ontology annotation, molecular function: dipeptidase activity. The record is from RefSeq and is a predicted model, not a curated record. Bases 1 to 1236 code for a protein of 411 amino acids. Lineage: Eukaryota; Metazoa; Chordata; Actinopteri; Gonorynchiformes; Chanidae.
AUGGCGGUAGAUGGAGAAUUACAACGGAUAAAGGAUAAAGUUGGGGAAUACAUAGACGCAGCCCAGGAAAAAUUACACGCGCUAAGCAAUGGAAUUUGGAGUUGUCCGGAGCUUGCGUACCAAGAAAAACAGUCCCACGAUAUACUUGUUAGUUUCUUCUCAGAUGAGAGAGACUGGACGGUUGAACCUAAAUUCAAGCUGGAAACAGCUUUUCGUGCUAUGUGGUGUACCACUGAUAAUUUGGACCGUGACCACAUCGUGAAUGUGGGGUUUUUGUGUGAAUAUGAUGCGUUACCCGGUAUUGGUCACGCGUGUGGCCAUAACCUCAUAGCAGAAGUCGGAGUCGCUGCCGCACUUGCUUUAAAACGUGCUUUGGAGAGUCAGCCACACAUUCCUGUGCCGGUAAAGGUGACAGUGCUUGGGACGCCGGCAGAGGAGGAUGGAGGGGGGAAAGUUGACCUGAUACAGGCUAGGGCUUUCGAGGACCUGGACGUUGUUUUCAUGGCACAUCCUGCUCAGGAGAACUCAGCUUUUCAUUCAUGCAUGGCUAUCACAGAUUGCACAGUGAAGUGCCAUGGAAAGGCUUCUCAUGCUGCUGCUUACCCAUGGGAGGGGUUGAAUGCGCUGGAUGCUGCUGUGCUUGCUUACAGUAGCCUUUCUGUGCUGAGGCAGCAACUGAAACCUGACUGGAGACUCCAUGGGAUUAUUAAACAUGGUGGGACUAAACCAAACAUUAUUCCAGCCUACACCGAGCUGGAGUAUUAUCUGCGUACACCGCUGCGUAGAGACCUACCUGAACUCCAAUCCAAGGCAGAGGCCUGCUUUAGGUCUGCCGCCAUGGCAACCGGUUGUGAGGUGGAUAUAACUUACCCAAACCAUGCAUACUCCAACAUUCUUCAAAAUCUGACACUGGAAAACUUGUACAAAAAGAAUGGGAAAGCCUUGGGCAUGGAGUUCAAGAGCAUUUGUGGCAGCUUCUCUGGUUCCACUGACUUUGGGAAUGUGUCUUUUGUGGUACCUGGAAUUCACCCUUUCUUUUACAUCGGUACCACAGCACUGAACCACACAGAAGAGUACGCUGCAGCUGCAGGGUCUGAGAAAGCUCAACCUUACACGCUGCAGACGGCCAAAGCCCUGGCUAUGACUGCUUUAGAUGUGAUUUUCCACCCAGAGCUGCUUCAUCAAGUCAAACAGGAGUUUACAGAGGCUGUUCAGAAGGAAGGACUGAACCCUUAACACUAAAGAUCAGGGAUAUCUUUCAUUUCACUACAAGGUUUACAUGCACAACAGUUGACAUUAACUAUGAAUCUAUGCUAAUGUUCUCACAUUUGUAUCUGAUCUAAUAUUGGACUUAGUGGUGGCACUUAUGCAACAGACAUGUCCUCAGUGGCUGUAAUGCUUGCCUUGUAUUCUGCCUGUGUUGGAGGUUGCUUUGGAUAAAAGCAUUGAGUUUAUCGGGCAUGUUCAAGUGACUUGGGGCAGAGAAAACACUUGGAGUGACUGCUAAUUUGCAAACAAAAUUUGUAAUUAAGGAGAUUCUUGUUUGUGGAUGAUCUAAUGAAGAUGGCAUAACAACUGUAACAGCAGCAAACAAUUUCACUUAAAUAACUGACAUGGAAGAUUCAUGGAGGUCCUUCAGUACGUGAAACCAUAAUGAUAUGCACUUUUUUUUUUUUUUGACCAGAAAAUAAAGAUUGAAAAACUGGAAUGUUGAUGCAUAUGCAACUGCAUUACACUGAAGCAACAAGA